GUAGUUCAUCAGACUGGACUCAUAGUGCCGCUGUUGGUCAAUAUGUCAGUUUAGAGAGCAGAUCUGCUGCAGUUCCACCCCCAUCAUCACCAUAUUAUUAGAGAGAGACAGGAGCUGAGAGCACAGUCUGAGAAGGAGAGAGAAGACAAAUCACGGAGAUACUGUAUUUACUAUCCUUUUCUUUGACUUACAGACUUUUUUGUUAGUUCUCGUCACUUUGGAGUUAUACAUAAUUUCCUCCAGCUUUUUGGAUUGUUUUAUUUGCUUUCUGUCUUAAUCUUCUCUUCUAUGGUCUUCUGCAAAAUGUCGGACAGAACAAUGGCGCGGCAAGUACUGCUGUUUAUUUGGUUUCUCUCUCUCAGUUCGGCUCUCGGGCAGGUCAGUUACUCCAUUCCUGAGGAAAUGGCGAAAGGCUCUUUAGUCGGGAACAUAGCGCAGGAUUUGGGUUUAGAUUUAAAGAGACUGAAAUCGGGUAAAGCGCGUAUUUUUACAGGAGACAGCGCUGAAUACAUCGAGCUGAAUAAAGAAAGAGGAGUCCUCCUUAUCAAAGAGAGAAUAGACCGAGAGGCGCUAUGCGGACAGACAACGCCUUGCGCGCUACAUUUUCAGAUUAUUCUUGAAAACCCAAUGGAAUUUUACUCAGUUACACUCGAAGUUACAGAUAUAAAUGACCAUUCGCCAUCUUUUAAACGAGCUGAGAUGAAAUUCAGAAUUAGUGAGUCAGCUGCAACUGGGGCAGUUUUUGUUUUAGAGAGAGCGAUGGAUUUAGACGUCGGAAUAAACGGCCUUCAGACUUAUAUAUUAAAGCCUACUGAUAACUUUUCUUUAAAAUUACAAAGUCAGGCAGACGGUAGUAAGCUAGUAGAAAUGGUUCUUCUAAAACCUCUCGAUCGUGAAAAGCAAGACCAUUUGUCUUUGGUUCUGACAGCGAUAGAUGGAGGUGAUCCACAAUUGUCUGGUACUGCGCAGAUACUUAUUACUGUUUUAGAUGCUAACGAUAAUGCGCCUGUUUUUACUCAUAAAACAUAUAAAGCGAGUAUCACCGAGAAUGCUUUUAAAGACACAGUUGUGACGAUUGUGAGCGCUUCUGAUUUGGAUGAGGGAUCUUACGGCAAAAUUACGUAUGCUAUUACAAAUACCCUCGACAAUGUUCCGGAGUUGUUUGAAAUGAACGAAACAAACGGUGAGGUGAGAGUAACGGGGAAUAUAGAUUACGAGAAAGCUCGCCACUAUCAAAUUCAUGUGCAGGCCAGCGAUGACGGGGGUCUGACUGAUUCUUGUAAAAUCGAUGUGGAUGUGAUUGAUAUAAAUGACAAUAAACCACAGAUCAACAUCAUGUCUAAAUUAACCACAAUAUCAGAAAACUCUAAUCCUGGAACUGUUGUAACAAUGAUAAACGCACAAGACCCAGAUGCAGAAGAAAACGGUAAAAUUGUGUGUUCAGUUGAUGAGAACAUUCCCUUUACUCUGAAGUCGACAAAUGGCAAUUUCUUCAGUUUAGUCACAGAUGGUGAUUUAGACCGAGAGCGCGAGUCUGAGUAUAACAUCAGUGUGACGUGCGCUGAUGAGGGCGUGCCCUCUCUCUCCAGCAGCGUCACUCUCUCCUUACAGAUAUCAGAUGUGAAUGAUAACGUGCCUGUCUUUGACAAGAGCUCAAAUGAGGCCACUGUUCAAGAAAACAACACACCGGGUCUUUCCAUAUUCACAGUCAGAGCCAGAGACGCAGAUUUUAACCUGAAUGCCCGUAUGUCUUACAUGCUGGAGGACUCGUCGGUUAACGGAGUGCCCGUCUCCUCGUUAGUGUCCGUUAGUGCUGAUAGUGGAGUCAUACACGCAGUGCGAUCUUUCGAUUACGAGCAGAUCAAAGCUUUCGCAGAUCAAAGAUUUCCAGUUCCGCGUAAAAGCGCAGGACGGAGGAAACCCUCCUCUCAGCAGCAACGUGAGCGUGAAAAUAAUGAUUCGGGACCAGAAUGA
This is a messenger RNA of Sinocyclocheilus rhinocerous, 1974 nucleotides long. RefSeq names its product protocadherin beta-16-like. Gene Ontology annotation, molecular function: calcium ion binding. Gene Ontology annotation, biological process: homophilic cell-cell adhesion. The transcript is spliced from 2 exons. The record is from RefSeq and is a predicted model, not a curated record. Lineage: Eukaryota; Metazoa; Chordata; Actinopteri; Cypriniformes; Cyprinidae. The coding region runs from base 289 to 1974 and encodes 561 amino acids. Gene Ontology annotation, cellular component: plasma membrane.